AGGUUGGAGUCGCAGAUAAGGGUCAGGCUACCCUGUGUCUCCAUAGAUAAUGGCACGCAGCAGAAAGAGGUGAAAAAAUGUUCGUGGUCUGAUGCCAGACCCAACCCAGCUGUGAGCUUUGGGAUAAGACAAGUCUCGUGACAAGGUCAAGGGUGAUGGGUGAAGGAGAACCAUUCGGGGGCAGCUGUGCUGUUACCCGAGUGUCUGAGCCAUUGAUUCCAGCUCCACAGAUCCUGAGCCUCAGCCGUCACAGGGCCCUGAGCCUUUCCCUGGCAUCUGACUUAAUCCCCCUCCAGGGCUGGACUUUUCUCAGGUGGAUCCUCAGCGAAGACCCCUGCCAUACCGGUGACCAGUAAGACCAGAACGACUACCACAUGAUCGUCCUCAGGCCCCGGGCUCCCCGACCAUUAUGGGCUGCUGCCUCCGACAGCUGCAGCUGUUCUCCACCUGCAUGGCCUUCUCUCUGGGGGCCAGCGUGGGCACCUGGAAGGGGGCCAUAGGUAACUGGCCCAUGUUCAUCUGGUGCUUCUGCUUCGUCCUGACCCUCCUCAUCCUCAUAGUUGAGUUAUGUGGGCUGGAGGGCCACUUCCCCUUCUCCUGGGACAACUUUCUCACCACCUGCAACUGCUACUCUGCCCUCCUCUGCCUCUCGGCCUCCAUCAUCUACCCCAUCAUCUACGUCCAGCUCUUGUCCAACAGCCACGACUGGGACCGCACCAUCAUCUCCACUGUAUUCUCCUGCAUCGCCUUUGUGGCUUAUGCCAUGGAUGUGACCUGGACUAGGGCCCAGCCCAACAUGAUCACAGGCUAUAUGGCCACUGUGCCAGGCCUGCUUAAGGGGCUGGAGACCAUUGUGGCCUGUGUCAUCUUUGUCUUCCUCAGCAACACCUCCCUGUACCUGCACCAGCCAGCCCUGGAGUGGUGUGUGGCCGUGUACUCCAUUUGCUUCAUCUUGUCAUCCGUGGCCAUCCUGCUGAUCCUGGGCAAAUGUGACAACAGGCUGUCCAUCCCCUUCUCCAUUUUCCAGCUUGUGCUGACCCUGCUUUCCGUCCUCCUCUACACCACUGCUCUGCUCCUCUGGCCGCUCUACCAGUUCAAUGAGGAGUUGGGCAGGCAGCGGUCCAGUGAUGUGAACUGCAGCAGUGGACUCCCCACCUCUGUGUGCAUCUGGGACCAACAACUGGCUGUGGUUAGUUUGACAGCCAUCAACCUGCUGAUUUAUGUGACUGACCUGGUGUUCUCUGCCCGCCUGAAUUUUAACAGCAGCUGAGACUUUGCCCAAGGGCUCCCAGUUCCUCCCUUGUCUCACCUGAAGUUCAUCACCAAGCUCUGAUGUCCUCUUUCUGGCUCUCCUCUCCCUUCUCACAUCCUUCUGCAUUCAUCUCAUCCCCUUUCCCAUUUCCUUCCCACCUUCUUCUCUAUCUCCUUCCUAUUUUCUUUGGUUGCCCAUGUCCUGUUUUGCCUUUUUCUUACUUCUCUCAUCUUUCCUACAUUUUCUGCUUUUUUCCCCUUUUCUGGUCAUUCUUGGUUUUUUCGUCUCCUGUGUCAUGACCACCUCUCUCCAUUUUCCUUCUUCUGAUCCAUCAGGACCUGAGACUCCUUCCUUCUCUGCCCACCGGCCCCUCCCACCUCCUAAGGUGCUGACUGCACAGCACACAGCCCUCUGUGCAGCUGUUCACACCCUGGGCCUCCGGAGGGGCCUUGUUGCCAAAGCGUGUCUGUCCCCCUGGGGGUGUGUGAUGGGUUUGGGGAUGGGGGUGUGUAGCAAGGCAUUGGGUCCUUUUUCUUUUUGUACAGUGUGUCUCCCUAAAUUUAAGUUAAAAAAAAAAAAUCUCUGGAGGUCAGUAAUUUCCAGUGGGAGGACUCUUGAAGCAGAGACCCUGGGUCCCUGGGCCCAGCUAGUGGUUGGCCCGUCUGACAUUGGCUCCAGAAUUUCUCCAAGCUUGCUGAAAACCCACCGCCUGCAGAGGCCGUCUUAAAGGAAGCAAAGGCUGAAUGCUUCCUAUCCUAACUGCUCUCUGGGGAAUCAAAGUAGGAGCUGGUGGAGAACCCCAGAGUCUUGAAGACUCCUGUCUGCAGUGUUGGUGAGGGGCAGUGAUGUGGCCCUCCUGCCUCAGUGAUCAAAAGAGCAGGUCCUGUCUCUGCAAUGAGAAGAGCAUGGCCUGCCAGCCUUAAAGCUGAUGUUAGCCUGCCUGGGGUUUUUUGUUUUCUUUUUCUGGUCAGGAGGAUAAAAUUGACUGAAUGGACCUGUUCUUAAAGGUGAAAUUUCUUUUCUGUUUUUCUGGGGAAGGUGGGUUGACUGAGUGGGGAUUUUAACUGCUGUAGUCAAAUGAAUUGCAGUACUUGAGUGUGUGUGCGCACACACGUGUCAGUGGCUUUUUGCCACUGCUUUCUGCUUUUCUGAGACUCAGGCAUAAAGUGACCUAUAUAAAUGUAGAAAAAAAUAUGUAUGGUUUCUUUUAAUUACCUGGAGUUUCCAAUCCCCAUCAGCCCCUGCUGUCAACCAUAGAGAGAAAUCUUGUCCUUUCGUCCACAUCCACAAUGUUCUUUUUUUUAAAACCUCAAAGAUAAAAUAAACAGAAUGAAAAUGAAACCAACAAAAUCCAUAGGUCCUAAUUGCCCAAAUUUGACUAGAAAUCAGAAAAAG
Molecule: messenger RNA, 2647 nt
Organism: Odocoileus virginianus texanus
Lineage: Eukaryota; Metazoa; Chordata; Mammalia; Artiodactyla; Cervidae
Source: RefSeq, a predicted model, not a curated record